AGGUCUGAUCCCUGGAUCAGGAAGAUCCUCUGGAGACGGAACUGGCAACCCACUCCAGUAUUCUUGCCUGGAGAAUCCAUGGACAGAGGAGGGGGUCACAAAGAAUCGGACACAACUGAGUGACUAAUAACAGUAGCAAUGAAAUACGGACAAGAAGUAAAUCUUGCAGCACUACCUGGCACCCACACCCAUUAUGACGGCUGUGAAAUGACCGUAUUCACCAGGCCGCCGCCUAAAAGCAUUAAGGUAGAUUUAUAGAACGAGCGAGCACGUUUGCUUGUUCUUGAAAUAGAAUCCCUCGAGGUAAGUACAUUGUCUUUAUUUACAAAGUAUCUGUCUUAUUUCACACCACUGCUCGCUCUUAGAGUCCCGGCUUCAGGAGCAGGCGUCCAGACACCGGCGCGCCCAAAGGUGCCGGUUUCCAGCCACAAAAGGGCAGCCUGGGUCGGGUGUUUGGUGCUCGGUUUUCUGAGCUGCUGGGGGGCGGGGGUGGGUGCAGAGAAGGGCCGUUUCCUGGGCGUUUGGGGGAAGGACAAACGGCCGCUCCCCCACCCGGUUCGGAACACUCAAGUCUCCAGUCCCUCAGGAAGGCGUGGUGAGACAGGCUGCCUCCAGGCCCGCGCGCUCCUCUCCAGGUGCCCGUCGUCCCGGGGCUCUUCCCGCGCGGCCGGACCCGCUGACUUCCCUUCCAGCCGAGGCGCCUCCUUCCGCUCGCGCCGCGCCGCGCGGCUCCGCUCGGACGUGUCCGCGCCGCCGCGACCACCGGAGCCACUUCGCGGCGAUGCUGGGGCCGCCAGUCUGGGCGUUGGUGGCCGGUGUCCUGCUGGCGCUGUCGCCGGGCCGGGCGGGGGGCGCCCCGAAGGCGGGCCGGCGGCCAGCACGGGCGCGGGGCUGCGCGGACCGGCCCGAGGAGCUCCUGGAGCAGCUGUACGGGCGACUGGCGGCCGGCGUGCUCGGCGCCUUCCACCACACGCUGCAGCUGGGCCCGCGCGAGCAGGCGCGCAACGCCAGCUGCCCGGCCGGGGGCAGGCCCGCCGACCGCCGCUUCCGGCCGCCCACCAACCUGCGCAGCGUGUCGCCCUGGGCCUACAGGAUCUCCUACGACCCCGGCCGCUUCCCGCGGUACCUGCCCGAGGCCUACUGCCUGUGCCGGGGCUGCCUGACCGGGCCACAUGGGGAGGAGGACGUGCGCCUGCGCAGCGCCCCAGUGCUCGUGCCCGCGGUGGUCCUGCGCCGGACCCCAGGCUGCGCGGGUGGUCGCGCUGUCUACGUCGAGGAGUACGUCACCGUGCCCGUGGGCUGCACCUGCGUGCCCGGGCCGGAGAAGGAUGUGGAUGCCGCCAACUCCAGCCUGGACAAGUCGGCCCGGCCCUGACCGCCCACCCGGGACCCCGGGCCCGAGGAAACGUGCCCAGCGGUGGACUGGACCAGACCGGACUGGACCGCGUGGUGGGCCGCCCCGGAUUUCCUCUUGAGCAGGCACACAGGGCGGCCGGAAGGUGAUGGGGACUGAGCGGGGUGGCCCGCCUCGCCCCCAGGACCAAGGGAGGGGCGAGUCUCAGAGGACAGACGGAUGCUUGCAGUCUUUUUUAAAAAGUAGAGUAAACCGUUUAUUCAGCUAUUUUUUCAAUAGGGGCAGGAACAAAAUAUUUUCAUACUUGCCGUUUUGAGCAAGUAUAUUGUUUUUACCUGAUCUGUAAACAUUUUAUAAACAUUGUUUUCACUUCCUCAGCAGGAAUUUUUAGAAGUUCAGGUAGGCCGACUCUUGCUUCAGUUGGUCACCAGUGGACACGGCUGGACAGGACCUGCCCUCCCAAUGGGCAGCUCAGCUCACCCCAGUCUCACUUUAUUCAUGAGGAUAUAAAUCUCCACAGGUUUAUACAGGGAGAAAGUUUUUUACUUUUCAAAGUCAGGGGCCAGUUUAUGGACAAGAGGCAGUGAGGUCAGCACGUGGUAUGUGAGAUCUGUGCCAAUUCCCAGGUAUCUGGCUAGUUUAAGGGCUUCAGGAGCUAUUAAGUGCGCAGACUUAACAGUUUCCAGAACGCCAAGAGUGGAGCCUCUUCUAGCACUGCAGCUAAAGACCAGAACUAUCUGUAAAUGUGAGACCUUCUUAACUCGAUUUAUGUAACACCUGUAGGUAGGUGAAGGGCAUGCUGCCUGUGGUUUUCUCUCUGGACUCCGCUUUGAUAGGCUCAACUAGUUCUUAGAGGAAAUGAUGUUUAUUAAGGUCUUAUCUUAAUUUUAUGGUUGAAGUUUUUAAGAGCAACUGUGAAGUCAGCCUGUUUAUGUGCUCUCUUCCCCACUUAAAAUCAGCCUUGGUUUGAUCUGAAUGGAAGCUUUACUGAGAACUUCCAGUUUGUAUUAUAUAUUGACAGAGGUUGUACAUGAAAAACAUUGCUGAGCAAAAUUCAUAUUUUCCAAAUAAAAAUUCAGAACUGAAA
Messenger RNA from Dama dama (fallow deer), 2441 nucleotides. RefSeq names its product interleukin 17D (gene IL17D). Gene Ontology annotation, biological process: inflammatory response. The transcript is spliced from 4 exons. The record is from RefSeq and is a predicted model, not a curated record. NCBI's taxonomy places the organism in Eukaryota, Metazoa, Chordata, Mammalia, Artiodactyla, Cervidae. Gene Ontology annotation, cellular component: extracellular region. Gene Ontology annotation, molecular function: cytokine activity. Bases 782 to 1375 code for a protein of 197 amino acids.